Molecule: messenger RNA, 653 nt
Organism: Gossypium arboreum
Lineage: Eukaryota; Viridiplantae; Streptophyta; Magnoliopsida; Malvales; Malvaceae
Product: zinc finger protein ZAT11-like
Exons: 1
Coding region: 87-587 (166 amino acids)
Biological process (GO): response to chitin; response to stress
Source: RefSeq, a predicted model, not a curated record
CCAUUUCCCCCUUCUUCCUUUGAAAGAAAAAAUCAAAUAUAACCAACUUCCAUUUUCACACCAUAUUCAUCCCCAAAAAGAAAAGCAUGAAGAGAAGCUUUUCCAAUAGAGAAGAGGAGAAAAAUUUCGCUUUGGCAAAUUAUUUUAUUCUCCUUUCACAAGGAAGAAACAUGUAUGAAUCCACCAUGAAUGAUACUAACCUUACUUGUCGGGUUUUCAAGUGCAAAACAUGUAAUCGGCAGUUCACGUCGUUUCAAGCUCUAGGAGGGCAUAGAGCAAGCCAUAAGAAGCCUAAAUUGAUGGAGAGAGAUGGCGGGGUGUUGGAGAAUCAACCACCAGCAAAGCCUAAGAUGCAUGAGUGUUCGAUAUGUGGACUCGAAUUCUCGAUCGGGCAAGCAUUAGGGGGGCAUAUGAGAAGGCAUAGGGCUAAUUUGAGUGAAGAAAACCACCAAGAGCCAUUGAUGUCACCCAUUGUGAAGAAAUCUAAUAAGGUUUGGUGCUUAGAUUUGAACUUGACACCAUUCGAGAAUGAUUUGGAAUUGUUGAAGCUUGCCAAACCAACUCUUGCAAUAGAUUGUUUCUUGUAAACCCUUCUAAUCUAUUUUAUUUUAUGUUCAUAUUAAAUUAUAACAUAUCGUAAUUUUACAUCACUA